Pundamilia nyererei is the source of this 814-nucleotide messenger RNA. RefSeq names its product PRELI domain containing 1a (gene prelid1a). NCBI's taxonomy places the organism in Eukaryota, Metazoa, Chordata, Actinopteri, Cichliformes, Cichlidae. The transcript is spliced from 6 exons. Gene Ontology annotation, cellular component: mitochondrial intermembrane space. The record is from RefSeq and is a predicted model, not a curated record. The coding region runs from base 176 to 727 and encodes 183 amino acids.
GCACACGCCCCACCUAACCGGAUAUAGCGUCUCGUUUGACCUUCCUUUUUUGCUCCAGUUACGUUUGACAUGAUUUUCGGACUUUAUCCGCGGUGAAAUUCUUCCCGAUGGGAGCGUAAAAUGCAAAUUCUCAUUUUGUAAAUGGUAUCGCCGUGCAGGGUAAACCAAGGGAACAAUGGUGAAAUAUUUCUGCUGUACAGGUCUGCUAAAAAACACCUGGGACCAAGUCUGUGUUGCUUUCUGGCAACGAUAUCCCAACCCUUACAGUAACCAUGUCUUGACUGAAGAUAUCAUUUUCCGAGAGGUUACCCCAACCAACUGCCUCAUUUCCAGGCGUCUUUUGACCAAAACUAGCCAUGCCCCUCGCUGGAUGGAGCGCUACCUUCCAAAGCACAUGGCCAGCUUGGCGUACAUCAUCGAGGACUCCAUCGUGGACCCUCAGAAAAGGACCAUGACCACGCUCACGUGGAACAUCAGCCACGCUCGCCUAAUGUCUGUAGAAGAGCGGUGUCACUACAGAAUUAACCCUGAGAAUGGCAGCUGGACCGAGAUUAAGAGAGAAGCUUGGGUCUCCUCCAAUGUCUACGGGCUCUCUAGAGCUAUUCAGGAAUUUGGGCACGCAAAAUUCAAGACCGGUGUGACAAAAACCAUGAAAGGCUUCGAGUAUGUGCUUGCCAAAAUACAAGGUGAAACUCCAUCGAGAACUUUAGCGGCGACGGCUACAUAGAGGGCGAGAGAGACGGCUCUGGCUGCUAAAGAGAAAGCCAAAGACCUCGCCUCGCAUGCCCAGAAGAAGCAAUACGUGUGACAAGCU